AUGUCGAUCACAAGAGACAAUUCAUUCUUGAAAAAAGGAGACUUAAACUCUACUUCAGAUCCCUUUGUUUCUUCACAUAGGGAACAUGGUAAAUCAAAUUGCAAAAAUUAUCAACAAGUUCAAUGCAAGAAAGAUCGUUCUGCCUUUAGAGAAUAUAGGGACCCACUGUUGCUUGCAGAAACUGGAUCCGAUAACAGUCAGCUUAAUUCCAAGGGUGUUUCUAGGGCCAGAAAAACCAGUAACCUUCACCAAACAAGAAUCAGAGGAAUUCAGCUAAAGAAAUCUACUCAGCAUCGGCAUGUCAAAUCUGCCAAAAGUAAACGACAUACAAAAAAAUCCGGAAAAUCAAGGCAUGGAUUCCAAGAAAAAUCAAAAGAGAGUGCCAAACUGAUCGAAGUGUUUGGAGGAUCAAAUGUUGGCAAAGCUAGUUUCAUGCAACUUUUGAAACAGAUCCAACAAUCCAUUACAUCUGAUAAGCAAGCAAGUGGAGUCAUAUUGGAACACGAGGACUUGAAAACCCAUCUGUUCUUUGAGACUUCAGAAUUGUAUCUAGAAAAGACUACAGAUCUUCAGGAAGCAGAUGCAUGUGUUGUAAUGUUUGCUGUCUCUGACAAAGCAUCGUUUCAGUUUGCUAAACACUGCAUCCAGAACAUAAGAAAAAGUUAUAGAGAAGACCUUCCAAUAUUUCUUGUGGCAAAUAAAUCUGACUUGAUUCGACAUCGUAAGGUCUCUCAGAAUGAUGCUAUCAGAGUUGCAAACUUUCAUAAUUGCCAGUAUUUCGAAACAUCGCUGAUUUUUAAUUAUAAUGUUCCAGAAUUACUUCAAGAUAUUAUCACUCGAGUUCAUAAAACCAAAACAAAAAGAUGUCUGAGGUACAUCCACAGAAUGGCUGAAGCUUUUCAAAAUAGGUUGAAGAAAUUUCUUCAGUAA
Molecule: messenger RNA, 930 nt
Organism: Saccostrea cuccullata (small rock oyster)
Lineage: Eukaryota; Metazoa; Mollusca; Bivalvia; Ostreida; Ostreidae
Product: GTP-binding protein GEM-like
Exons: 4
Coding region: 1-930 (309 amino acids)
Cellular component (GO): plasma membrane
Molecular function (GO): calcium channel regulator activity; GTPase activity; GTP binding
Source: RefSeq, a predicted model, not a curated record